Symsagittifera roscoffensis is the source of this 1949-nucleotide messenger RNA. RefSeq lists its product as uncharacterized. The coding region runs from base 249 to 1637 and encodes 462 amino acids. Gene Ontology annotation, molecular function: zinc ion binding. NCBI's taxonomy places the organism in Eukaryota, Metazoa, Xenacoelomorpha, Acoela, Convolutidae. The transcript has 4 exons. The record is from RefSeq and is a predicted model, not a curated record.
GAUCCAUGGGAGCACGGUGCGGGUGAAUAUUUCAUUUGAAAUUAAGCCAUAGCGGGAAAAUUGUUUCAAACCAAUGGUUUUAAUGAUUCAAACAGGUGGAAAAAACAAGUUAUCAAAUUACAAUGAUGCGAGUUUAUUUGGUCUCCUAACUGGAAUCAAAUCCAGAAUAACAGAGACAAUGCAAAAUUGAUCAUGUUUUUUGAAAUGGAUUGAUAUUAAAAUAUCGUGUGAAUAUUUUAUUAUUCCAAAUGGAUGAAGACUCAAACCGAAGUAUUCCAAUUUUAGAAUCCGAAAAUUCGACCUUAAAUCUUUAUCCUGAAAUCCCGCAAGAGCUUUCACGGAAUUCAACAUGUGACGAAAUCGCAAACUCUGAAACAGCAAAAAAAGAGCUUUCUCGUCAUGCAACUUAUAACAAAAUCGCAAACCCUGAAACACCAAAGAAAGAACUUUCUCGGCAUGCAACUUACAACAAAAUCGCAAACCCUGAAACACCAAAGAAAGAACUUUCUCGGCAUGCAACUUAUAACAAAAUCACAAACUCUGCAGAUUUUCUUGAAGAAAAAGAAACUGAACACAACAAAAAGUUAGCUGACAUUUGUGAACAAAACGAAUUGUCGAAUGAAAGGAUUUCUGAGACCACAAUUGUGCGAAAUGAAGCCGGUUUUUCUGAAAAUUCGAGUGAAAUUGAACAACCAGGAAAUUAUCAAACAAUUCAGUCAAUAAACGAAGAGACACAAAACGAAGGCGAAGAAAAAGGCAAGAAUGAAGGCAAAAAGUUGCGUUCGAGAGAAAAUUCGAUCGAAGAUUUGCAAAGCACCAAUGUUGAAACUUUAAAUGGUUUCGAAAUUAACCAAAACACAAUUCAAAUACGAUCCCCCCGAUUUGUGAACAGCCCAAGCUGGGGGUUUGUUGUUACAGAUCAACAACCAGAUUUAAUUAUAACAAACAACAAAAACCAGGCGACAAACAGCGAAACGGCAAAACCAAAGGACCAAAACAUCAAAAAUCUAACGGAUCCCAAUCCAAACCAAAACUAUUCGAGUGAAAAAAUUUCAGCAAAGAACGUAGAAAAUUCACACGGCGAUCAUAGCAAAACAAGUACAGGCGAAUCGGCUCGACAGAUUAACGUUUCGAGAACUCGGUCUAUCGUUUUAGUCGAUAGGGCGGUUUCCCCUUUUCUCCCAGGUCAUGCAUCAGACUCGGGUGGGGCUGAAGUUGGAAAUAAUGAUGGAGAUAGAUGUUCGUUGGGACCCCCUCCCCCGCCUUUGAUGAUUGGAAACGAGGGACUGAUUGGAGGAGAAGCAACAGCGCCAACAAGUGAAGACGAUUUGUCUCCACCGCAGUACUCGCAGGUCCAGUGCAACCAACCCCAGCAACCAGUGACAGUGAUGGCUCUCACUUCCUCCCUCUCCCAUCACCCCCUCACAAUGCAAUGUCCCGUCUGUCAGAGACUCAUAACCACCACAGUGAAAAAAGAAAACGGCGCUGGGACUAUAAUACUGAGUGCAGUAAUCUGCGUGUUGGGUCUGCCCUUUGGAUGUUGUCUCAUUCCCUUCUGUGUAGACCACAGUUGCAAAGACGCCCAUCACUUCUGUCCCCAAUGCAACAGUCACUUAGGAAGCAAGGCUAAACUGUGAAAUGAACAAACGAUCUCAUUGCAAAAAUUGGUAAAAAACAUUGUGAAAAAAACCUAAACGCGAACAAUUUUGUGAAAUGUUGACAAGCACUGAUAAGAAAUACUGUGAAAUGAAGAUGAAGCCCAUCGCAAAAUUUAGUGCAAAUAUUGUGAAAACAUUCAUAUAGUAAAAUUCAAAAAGUGAAAAUUGCAAAGCAUGAAAAAACUCAAAACGUGAAAAAAACUCAAAACUUGAAUAAAUUCAAAACGUGAACACUUCUAACAAACGCAAUAUUGUGCUGAAUGUGCUUCAGAAUAUUAAAAUCAAAUCCCC